Paramacrobiotus metropolitanus is the source of this 994-nucleotide messenger RNA. RefSeq names its product tetratricopeptide repeat protein 1-like. Lineage: Eukaryota; Metazoa; Tardigrada; Eutardigrada; Parachela; Macrobiotidae. The coding region runs from base 133 to 798 and encodes 221 amino acids. The transcript is spliced from 4 exons. The record is from RefSeq and is a predicted model, not a curated record. Gene Ontology annotation, molecular function: ATP binding; protein binding; ATP-dependent protein folding chaperone.
ACUGUAUUUUCUUACAAUCUAACAACGUAAUUGUACAAAAUACGAUUUAAGAACCACAUUUAAUUUUCUUUGCGUUGUUUAUAUUCUAUUUUCCCUUUCCUGUAUUGAUACGGUUUAUUCAUCUCAUUAGCUAUGGAGAACAGCCCCACCGAGGUGCCUCCAUGUGAUACAACGGAGAGUACAGCAACUGCAGAAAUUCCCCACGAAACCGUGGAAGAACUUCCAUACAUUUCCUACGCCGAGUCGCUGGAACUGAAAACCCAGGGCAAUCGUAAGUUUGGCGAAGAGGAUUUCGACGGUGCUCUCCAGGAUUAUACUGUAGCUCUGCACAUUUCCCCGUCUGAAACGGAUUCCUCAGUGUCCAAACAUAAAUCAGUGUUGUUAUCGAACCGAGCAGCCUGUUAUAUUAAGCUGCAGAUCAAGAAGAACUACGACACGGCCAUUGAAGACUGCACGAAAGCAUUGGAACAUGAUGCGGAUAACAUCAAAGCCUUGCUGCGACGCGCCAAACUGCAGGAGCUGACGGAUAAACUGGACGAAGCGCUGGCGGAUUAUAAAACCUUAGCCGAGCGCGAUCCCCGGCUGCCGGGUGUCAUGGAGGCCUGUAUGCGGUUGCCGCAGCAAAUUGAGGAACGCAACGAGAAAAUGAAAACAGAAAUGUUCGGAAAACUCAAGGAUCUGGGCAACAUGUUCCUGAAACCAUUUGGCCUUUCCACGGAGAACUUCCGCAUGGAACCGCAGGAAUCCGGCGGAUAUUCCGUCAAAUUUGAGCCGAAUAAACCCAAUCCUCGGCCGUGAUUUCCAUUUCCGCGGCUUGCAAACAUCUCUUCUUGUAUUUUUAGUCUUUGGUUCUGAUGAUAGCUCGUUCGGUGUUAUUUGUUUUGUAAUUAUUAUUACCAGAAUACACUGUAUAACAUUUCAGAUAAAUUUUUAUUUGUGAUCACGAUGUCUCGAUUACAGCGGGAGAAUAAUAAAAAUAAAGAUUCGUGAAGUC